AUGACCGCUGACGCUGACGCCGAGAUUGUCGUUCGACAAGUCACCGAAGGAGUCCACACUAUCUCGAGACCCUUCUGGCGCUGGGGUUGGUUCCCCUUUGGGGGUCGUUCGACAAUCGUCACCCUCCAGAACGGUUCCCUCUGGAUUCUGGCUUCCACACCCCUCACUCCACUCACCAAACAAACUCUGGACUCUUUGGGGGGAAGAGUAGCAUACCUCGUAGCUCCAGAUGCCGAACAUUCACUGUUUCUUUCUCAAUGGGCAAAAUCAUAUCCUGACGCCAAAGUCAUUGGCGUUCCACCUCUUGUUCCUAAGCGUCGCGGGGAGGUGACGUUCCAUGGCGUUUAUGGACUAGAGGAACAUAGCAAGCCACCGUUUGGAUACGAAGAUGAGAUCGACGCAUGCUAUUUCAGUGGGUUCGCCAACAAGGACGUGGCGUUUUUGCACAAGAAGAGCAAGACGUUGAUCCAGGCCGAUUUGUUGUUCAACUUUCCUCCAAAGGAACAGUUUGAAAGGCUUGCACCUGGGUCUGAAGGAUGGUUGCGCUUCUUGGGCAUCAAAGGAGGGAAGGUCCCUUGCCUGAGCGAGUGGUUUAGUCCAUGGGAGAAUGGCCAUAAGUGGUUCUUGUGGGCCGCUAGUCAGGACAAGGCUGCAAUGGCUCGAGACGCCAAGACAGUCGCUGGAUGGGACUUUAACCGGAUCGUUCCCUGUCAUGGUGACGUCAUUGAAGAAAAAGGAAAGGAAGCUUUCCUCGAAGCUUACAAAUGGCACCUCGAACAGGCCGAAAAGCAAAAGUCCGACUAG
Messenger RNA from Cantharellus anzutake, 804 nucleotides. RefSeq lists its product as uncharacterized. The record is from RefSeq and is a predicted model, not a curated record. Lineage: Eukaryota; Fungi; Basidiomycota; Agaricomycetes; Cantharellales; Hydnaceae. The transcript is spliced from 4 exons. Bases 1 to 804 code for a protein of 267 amino acids.